Molecule: messenger RNA, 1089 nt
Organism: Penicillium manginii
Lineage: Eukaryota; Fungi; Ascomycota; Eurotiomycetes; Eurotiales; Aspergillaceae
Exons: 3
Coding region: 1-1089 (362 amino acids)
Molecular function (GO): glycosyltransferase activity
Source: RefSeq, a predicted model, not a curated record
AUGGCGGCUAAAGAUUCCGCAUUCCCUCUCCGCCGAGGGUCGGAUGCCUCGGAAAAUGACUUCUUUGAUAUCCCUGACGAGUCAUGGAUGGCCAUGACCAAACGCCAACUACGACACAUCCGUACUUGGGUCAUUCUCUUCGCCCUCCUUGUUUACUUCCUGUGGCCGAAAUCGAUCCCGCUUCCUCCGCAGCCCAAUCCCCACAUUCAUUAUGACGAGGUCGACUGGACGCGCUAUGCUUACACGACGUACGCGACUAGCGAGACAGAUCUAUGCAAUUCCUUAAUGGUUUACGCGAACCUGCAGCGCUUCGAAUCCAAGGCGGAACGUCUGCUAUUCUACCCAGACGAGUGGGAUCUCAUUGUCGACGAUGAGAACGAUCGUAUCAGCGAACUUUUGAUCCUGGCCAAGGAUAGAUAUAACGUCCAGAUGUCGCCAAUCAAGGUUGAGUCAAUCAAGCGACCAUCAGAACGAUUCGCCGACGCAACCUGGGACACUAGUUCUGCCAAAUUCAACGCAUUCGGCGUCAUUCAAUACGACCGCGUCAUCCACCUCGACACCGAUAUUACCCUACUUAUGCACAUGGACGAGCUAUUCUUCCUCCCACCCACCGUCGUCGCCAUGCCCCGAGCCUACUGGACCCUUCCCAACUCCCACGCUCUCAGCUCCCAGAUCGUCGUCAUCGAGCCUUCAUACAAGGAAUUCCUCGGAUUACAAGAAACCACCCUGCGUUGGUGCUCCCCCCACAAGGAGUACGGCCUGCUCACGAGCGAGUUCCGCAGAAAGGAACAUCACAAGUUUCUGGGACCGGAGAAGGACUGGAUUCCUGACAAGGUCAUGGCGGAGAGCAAGUUUGUGCAGUUUUCCGACGACCCCUUGCCUAAACCUUGGGUUAUGUGGCCGCAGGGAAUGCUGGCUCAGAUUCAGCCUACAUGCGAUAAUAAGCCCGGCACAUCUGAGGAGAGUGGAUGUCGUGAUCGAGAAUUGUGGAAAGAACUUUAUGAUCAUUUCCGGCGGCAGCGAAAGGUUCGUAUCCCUGCUUUGUGUGUGUGCGUGCGUGCGUGUGUUAAUUGGUUCAUUCGAUGCUGA